AUGCCUGCAUCGGUAGACACCACUCAGCUCCCAGCACACACCACGGGUAAAGCGGCGGUGCUCGCUAAAGGACAUGCCGCUGAGCACCCGCUAAAACUGUACGGGUCUUGGUUCUGCCCGUUUGUACAACGGGCCUGGAUGGUCUUGCAUGAGAAGCGCAUUCCGUACCAAUAUGUCGAGAUCAAUCCAUACAACAAGGACCCUGAUUUCCUAGCCUUGAACCCGCGAGGAUUGGUGCCGACGUUAGCUGUGGAGGGGGAGAAACCAUUGUAUGAGAGUAUGGUUGUGUGCGAAUACCUAAACGAAGCAUACCCCAACGAAAAUGCGAAUGGUGGGAGCUUGUUUCCAAUUGACGUAUACCAACGCGCCAGAUGCAGGCUCUGGAUUGAUCAUAUCGAGAAGAAAAUCGUGCCGGGAUUCUAUCGCUUCAUACAGCAUACACCCGAGAAAGAGUAUAGUAUUGAAGAUGCGCGCGCAAAUUUUCUAGGUCAUAUUAAGACGCUGGUGCGUGAGAUGGAGUCCAACAAUGGACCGUGGUUCUUGGGACAAUCCUUUAGUUUGGUGGACAUUGCGCUCGCACCUUGGGCGAAGCGUCUGUUUCUCAUCGAUCAUUACAAGCCGGGCGGAGUAGGAAUCCCGGCUGCGGGAGAUGAAGAAGAGGUUUGGGCGAGGUGGAGGACGUGGUUUGAUGCUAUUACUUCGCGAUCGAGUGUGCAGUCCACUUGGAGCGAUGAUGAUCAGUAUAUCAAAGCCUAUAAGAGAUAUGCGGAAGACACAACACAAUCUGAAGUCGCGAAGGCGACCAGGAAGGGUGAGAAAUUGCCGUGA
Hypoxylon trugodes is the source of this 828-nucleotide messenger RNA. Its product is annotated as putative glutathione-S-transferase theta, GST. The record is from RefSeq and is a predicted model, not a curated record. NCBI's taxonomy places the organism in Eukaryota, Fungi, Ascomycota, Sordariomycetes, Xylariales, Hypoxylaceae. Gene Ontology annotation, molecular function: glutathione transferase activity. Gene Ontology annotation, cellular component: cytoplasm. The transcript has a single exon. The coding region runs from base 1 to 828 and encodes 275 amino acids.